UUUCUUUUUUCUUUUCCUUUUUCUUCUUAAUCAUUUUUUUUUUUAAUUUUUAAAAUCUUCUUCUUCUUCUUUUUUUCCUUCUCUAAGUCUAAACACAAAACAAAUACGAACCCAAAAUAAAAGGUUCAAAAUUUCUUGUUUUUCUCAAGGGAAUUAGAGCUUGAAAAGUAAGGGUUUUUUUUUUUUUUUGGGUGGUGGGGAUUGAUUAAAAAUCUCUCGUUGAAAAUCUAAUUAUAACCAAAUUUUUUUCCAAUCACGGUCCACGAAGGAAGUUUGUGGGCUGGUUGAAGAAAAAAAGAAGUAAAUUUGGGGUGGGAAAAAAAAAGGAAAAAGAAAAUAAUGGUUCAGAGCAAAGGGGAGAAAGCUGGGAAAAGCGAAGGGGAUCAUCAACAUCAUGCAGGUAGUGGCGGCGGUGGCGGUGGUGGUGGAGAGAACGGAGGAGGGAGGGCAUUGAAGAAAGGGCCGUGGACGGCGGCGGAAGAUGGGAUCUUGAUUGAAUAUGUGAAGAAACAUGGGGAAGGGAAUUGGAACGCGGUUCAAAAACAUACGGGAUUGGCUCGAUGUGGGAAGAGUUGUAGGCUGCGUUGGGCUAACCAUUUACGGCCUAAUCUUAAAAAAGGCUCAUUUUCUCAAGAGGAAGAAAGGAUUAUCAUUGAACUUCAUGCUAAACUUGGCAAUAAAUGGGCUCGCAUGGCUGCUCAGUUACCAGGAAGAACUGACAACGAAAUUAAGAAUUACUGGAACACCCGAAUGAAACGUCGCCAAAGAGCCGGUCUGCCGCUUUACCCUCUUGAAAUUCAACAGGAAGCGACGGCGUUUCACCUCCGGCAUCACCAUCACCAUCACCACCACCACCAACAACAACAAAACCAUAACUCUGCCUCUGCUGCUGCGGUUGCUACUAAUUUCUCUGUUGUUCGUCAUAAACCAGAUUUCAACAAUCACCAUCCAAAUUCCGUCUCGAUUUUCAACUUCUCUUCGACUAUGAACAAUUACCAGAAGAAUUUCAAUGAUGGGUCGUCGUUUUACGCAACACCCACAAGUCAAUUCAAGUUUUUUCCUGAAAACAACAACGGUGGUGGAUUUGCUUUGCCUCUUUCCCCUGUUUCUCCAUUUCCGCAAAUUGGGCAACAGAUGAAUCAAUCCUUCUCGCCUCCACCGCAAGCUACUUUGCAGUUGAGUUAUGGAGGUUAUGUGUGUAAUUCUAAUUCGGGUCUGAAUUCGAUGUUUCUUGGAGCUCCUUACCAUCACCUGAUUCCGGGGUUGGAACCAGAGCUUCCUUCAAUCCAAACGCCGCCGCACUCCACCACUCCGGCUUCCUCCGGGACCAGCGGCGGCGAGGGGAUUAUGGUGGCGGCCAACAGCGGAUUGCUUGACGUUGUACUGUUGGAGGCUGAAGCUCGGUCUCGUAAUGGGAAACAAUCGAAAGAAGAAAGCUCCUCUGCCGGGGAGAUGAAACAGAGGAUAGACCAAGGAUUUACAGAGGAAGAAGAUGCUAAUUUAUAUGUAGAAUCAGUUUUAGGAAGCAGUGGCGGAGACGCCACCGCCACUGAAAAUCAUUCCGAUGAGUUCAGCUCCUCCCAUUCAUCAUCUCGAAAAAGAUCAAGAACGGAACCAUUAGAAGAGAUGGAUUCAAUGGACGACGAUGACUUAAUGAGCCUACUCAACAACUUCCAAUCGGGAAUGCCGGUACCGGAGUGGUACCCAGGAAGCAGCGACGACGACCUCGGGAUAAACAUGCAUAAGGGGCCGUCGUUGUGCGAGUCGAAUAGCAACCCGGGAGGAGACGAGCCGCGGCAGAAUGUUACUUUGCCAUCGGCGGUUGUAUCGUCGCCGGUGCUCGAAUGGAGCCUUGGGUCGUCUUGUUGGAACAACAUGCCUAGUAUUUGCUAGGAGAUGGGAGGAUCGGAGCGCUUCCAUUGAAAUGGGCCUAUUAUUCCUUCAACAAGGCAAGAAUGGAAUGAACAAAAAGUUAUGAACUUUGUGUGUGAGGUUCAAAGGGUUGAGAUGAAUAUCUGUUGGUUUCAUUGGGUUGGUUUAUGUGUUCAAUCUUUUUC
Molecule: messenger RNA, 2057 nt
Organism: Benincasa hispida (wax gourd)
Lineage: Eukaryota; Viridiplantae; Streptophyta; Magnoliopsida; Cucurbitales; Cucurbitaceae
Gene: MYB101
Product: myb domain protein 101
Source: RefSeq, a predicted model, not a curated record